GAUUUCUUUUAAAGCCCCCUCUCUCCUCCGUCUCACCCAUUUCUAUUCAACUCAUCUCUCCUCCUACCACCACCUCCUCCUCCUCUUGCUCCUCUUCUUUUCAGCAUUUACUUCUCUCUUCAAUGUCAUGAUUGUUGAUGUUGUCCGAUCACAUCAAUCCAGACUCUUCAUUUCUUGAUGUUUUUGUGUGUAGAGACUACAAGGAGCUAUUCUAUGGAGAAAUCGUAUAUGGUGACAGAUUCUGAAGGUGGUUAUAGAUCGAUGGAAUCCAAUAGGAGGAAACGGAAAAAAAUGGAGUCGGGGACUCAGAAGGUGAAGAGGGGAGGGAGGUGGAGGACGGAAGCGGAGCAGCAGAUCUACUCAGCGAAACUCGUCGAGGCUAUCACCAAAGUGCGCCGUAGCUCUGCUCCUGCGGCGGCUGUACAUCGCGGCCGUGCGGUGAGGGAAGCGGCUGACCGUGUUCUGGCUGCGGCGGGGAAAGGAAGGACGCGGUGGAGUCGAGCGAUUAUGACGAGUCGAGUCGGGUUGAGGCUGAGGAAGAGGAGGAAGGUGACGGUGACAGGCAAUAACCGGUUGAGGAAGCCGGCGGUGAGCAAGCAGGAACCCCCGCUGAAGCGGCGAGUGCGCGUCCUCGGCCGGUUAGUUCCUGGUUGCCGGAAACUUUCGUUCCCGAAUCUUUUAGAAGAAGCGACUGACUAUAUAGCGGCUUUGGAGAUGCAAGUUCGAGCCAUGACUGCGCUAGCCGAGCUUCUCGCUGGCACCGGCGCCUCGAGCUCGAAUUUGCAGCCGCCGAGCUGCUAAGGCCACUGCCGAUCACGCCAGGCGUUAAUUACUUUUUUUUUUUUUUUUUCCCAAUCCUGUUUUUAUGAGAUUUAAAAUUCAUGUAUUUUAUUGUAUACAUCGCAUUGCCUCUUCUUCUUUCGGAGCUCCACUUCCUCAAUUUUUUUACUCCUCA
This is a messenger RNA of Vitis riparia (riverbank grape), 955 nucleotides long. Its product is annotated as transcription factor bHLH149-like. Gene Ontology annotation, biological process: regulation of DNA-templated transcription. Gene Ontology annotation, molecular function: protein dimerization activity. The coding region runs from base 178 to 801 and encodes 207 amino acids. Lineage: Eukaryota; Viridiplantae; Streptophyta; Magnoliopsida; Vitales; Vitaceae. The record is from RefSeq and is a predicted model, not a curated record. The transcript has 2 exons.